This is a messenger RNA of Trachemys scripta elegans, 2944 nucleotides long. RefSeq names its product endomucin (gene EMCN). The transcript has 13 exons. The coding region runs from base 150 to 893 and encodes 247 amino acids. Lineage: Eukaryota; Metazoa; Chordata; Testudines; Emydidae. The record is from RefSeq and is a predicted model, not a curated record.
AUCAGAGUCCCCAAAAUAAGUUGGAAUGGGCAGUGACUUUGCACAGUCUCUGCACACCUUUUCCACUUACCAAUUAGGGCCUGCCUCACAGAGAGAGAACACACCCUGCCUGGCUCUGCAAGGGAAUUCCAGUGCGACAGAUUACAAGCAUGAAGCUGCUUGGAGCUGCCCUUCUCUCCCUGGCUGUGUUCAGCAUCUGCACCGCAAAUGUACAAGAAAAUUCAUCUAUGACUCCACCAUCCAAGAACACUCAGUGGACUCCAGCACAAGAAAAUUCAUCUAUGACUCCAACAUCCAAGAACAGUCAGUCAACUACAGUUUCCAGUGAGUCAACCAUUACUAUAAGCAGUAGUACAAAUGUCUCAGCAGGGAAAACUGAAUCACUGCCAGGGAGUUCUGUGAUGGCAGCAUCAGACUCCACUAGGAUGACGGCUGGUUCCCACUGGACAUCAACAUUAACACCAAGUCAUGGCAGUCCCGGUAGCAAUGACAAACAAGCGGAUAAUGACCAGUAUUCCAGUAUUAUUUUGCCAGUUGUGAUUGCCUUGAUAGUAAUAACCCUUUCUGUGUUCAUUCUGGUGGCUUUGAUCAGAAUGUGCCGGAGGACAACCACAGAGGGACAAGAGAAUGGAACUGAACAAGCCACAACAGAUAAAGAGGGUGUCAAACUUCUUUCUGUAAAGACAGCUUCUCCUGAGACUGUUUUUGUAGCUGUGCAUGAUUUAUGUGCAGUUGGCUUCUCACUGCCCUCUGCCAAUCUAUAUGAGAUAAUUCCUACUCCAACUGGAGAGGUGUCGCAAGUCAAGAUCACAGGUGAACACUCCUCUCAGGGAAAGAAUAGAACUCACCAACAUGAUGAAUCCUCCUCACACCUGGGCAAUAAAUAUAUGUGAAGCUGCCUCUUUUGCCACAUUAUACAGGAACUGCCCUCUGAAGUUACAGUUCCACAGGGGACAUGUGGAUCAGCUGCAGCUUCCUACAGACAGGCAGGACAUUUGUGUUAAUUGUUCUAUGAUUAGCUCUUAAUUUCCAUACUUUAAAUGCCUCGUGUUUUCUGCUGGAAAGACUCUUGUGUUUUCUUAAUGGCUACAUAACUGAUGCACUGUACAUAUUUAUUAUUUCUACAUAUAUUAAAGCAGAGAAACUUUCAGGAAUGAUAAAGGUAUUGUAAAAAUCUGGUGGUGUGUGACUAAUAAUGAUGUCUUUCUUGUAUAUAGAAAUGUUUUCUUCCCAUACAGGAAGGAAUAUGUUAAUAUAUUUUCUUAUAUGCUCAAUAAAUAGUCUUCUGAAAUCUCAUGUAGUAGAUGGCAAACUUGGGGCCUGAUCUUUCAAACACUAGUAUGCAAAAUUAUCAUUACCACAAGUACGUCCAUUGACUUUUGUGGGGCUACUCGUAGUAGUAAGCACUUCACCAGGAUGGGGCACUUGGAGAUAAUAUCAAAGUGGUUUUGUUUUUGUUUGUUUCCAUGAAGGGGGCGAUUUUACCAAUUACAUUUUACAUUAGAUUUUUUAAAAACACUGUAAAUUGUUGCACAUGGUCCUUAAAAUGCAAACUAAUUACAAACAAAUAUUAUAGGUUUUUUGUUUUUUUUUGUUUUUUUUUACUGUUCCUUGGGUAGUCACUUUGUUAUAUAUGCUGUAAGAAUAUUUCUCCAGAUUUAAUCUGCAUUAUACAGUGAGGAUUCAAAAGGCAUUUACAAUACUGCAGGCUGCAUUUGUCAAAGGAAUAACAAUAGUGAUAGACUUUGUUUCUCAAAUUUUGAGUAUUGCAUGGAAUUCCUAUUCAUUAUUUAUCAACUCAGGAAAUUUAAUGAUUCCUUCCAGUGAUAACUGCAGAAUAUCUCAAUUUAUAAAGCACUUAUGUAAAUAUCUAAAUAGUGCUGCUAUCUCCAUGUGUUCUGCUUUUCUAGAUAUAUAAACCUUUGGAAAUUAUAAUAAUUUGAUCAAUCUCCAUCUGUUGAUUCAAGUUUCAUUUAUUUGCUGAAAUAUGAAAAUGAGACACAGGAGUCUCAUUAGUGGUCUAAACACAGAAUUGAGAACCAAGAAUUCUUAUCCUAGUUCUUUCCACUGUGCAUUUGGGCAAGUCACUUAGCUCCUCUUUCUAGUUUUGCUGCUCUGCAAAGUGGCAACAAUAACACCUACCUACCAGUCUCACAGGGCUAUUGUGCAGAUUAAUUAGUUAAUGUUUGUACAGUACUUUGAAGAUGAAAAGUGCUCUUCCGGUGGUAGGCAUUAUCAGCUCUCUUGUUUUCUGUUUGAUGGGUCUUAUCCGGUAUCUAAGGCCUUGGCUACACUGGCAGUGUACAACGCUGCAACUUGCUGCGCUCAGGGGUGUGAAAAAACACACCCCUGAGCGCAGCGAGUACAGCGCUGUAAGGCGCCAAUGUAAUCAAAGCCUGCAGCGCUGCAAGCUAUUCCCCUCGGAGAGGUGGAGUACAUACAGCCGCGGCAGCGCUGUGAAGUCCCGAGUGUAGCCAAGGCCUAAGAGACUCAACGGAAAACUUUUCUAUGAAGCACUGUGAAAGCUGGGCACCAAGUCCACAACCAGUGUGCUACAGACUGCAGCUGAACUUUUAUGCUUAGAUAAAGCAUUCUUUGUGCUAGAUCAUCUGAGUGACUCGGGGGAGUUUGGUUGAAAAAGCAUCAUGAUGUCUGUACUUUCAAAAGGUGAGGCCAUCUAAAACGUGCAAUUUAAGAGUUUAUAUAAAAUAUUAUACCCACUUCAGCUUCCUGACUGCUGAGGAUUCCCAAUGGAAAGAAGAAUCUAUGCCCAAGUUUUCAUGUAAAUGUAAAAUAGGUGUUUCGGCACACAUUCUUUAUAGGGCAGUUUGAAAGAGCUGAGAAAUGUGAAUGUGGAAGAUUAAUAUCAAGAUUAUGUAAGAUUUGUGCAGAAACUGUCAUUAAGUGUCCAGAUAAUGUUAAUCUUACAAUAAAACUUUGUAUC